GUGUAAGAAGAUACUGACUGAAUUGUCAUUUUUGGGUGAACUUAACCUUUAAUGUAUAUGACAUAGUUACAUCAUACUGUGUACAUAUUCAUACAUGUAUAGGCUACAUUACUAGAGGAAAUGUACCUAAUUACAUCCCAUCACUCUACUGUUCUUGUUGUUUUUAAAUAAAGGUUUUUGUUAUAAAAUAUACUUUUGUCAAAGUAACACGUUGCUCAGAAAAUAAAAUUACAUGAGCUAUAAGACAAAGGGAGUCAAGCUAAAGUACAUUACUAAAGUAAAAGCACCUUGUUACAUUCCAACAGUGUACUGUUGUUGUUGUUUUUGAAUUUUGUUUUUUCUUAAGAAAUAUACAUCUGUCAUUGUAACAUCUUUCUCAUGAAAUAGAAUAAAAUCAUCAUAUAGGACAGUUUUUAUGUGACCUGCAGUCAGUAAACAGGCCACCUUCUCUAAGACAUUUCCAAAAAAGUCUCAGACGUCACAGCUGCGUGCGCGUUCGCGACCCAUUUAUAAACCGCUGCGUCUCUCUGACGUCACCGCCCUCCGCUAACAGAAAUCCCUGAUAACGCGACGCGCGCCCCCGCUCACACCUCUGAAUGGGGGCUCAGCUCCUGACAGCCAGUCCAGUAGUAGCUCUAAUCGUAGACGCCGCGGUCCUGCUCGUCCAGUCUGGUCCGCUGUUUUUCCACACACACGCACACACACAUACACACACACACACACCGGUAGUCAACGGCUCUGCUCCUCCGGUACCACACGGUCAUUUCUUCAGGUAGUCUGACCGCGCACUGACAGUCCAACUAGUUCGGUUAGUGUACUGACUCUUCUCUUCUUCAGCCCGGCAAGUUAGUGUUCUGACGGGCGGAGCUGUCUCUGUCUGUCCAGGAAUGAGAAAUGAUGGCCGGCUCUGCAGCAGAGGAGAAAACCUUCCGACGGUUCCUGGAGCUCUUUCUUCGGGAGAUGAGAAUGCCUCUGCAGGAGAGCGACCCGGUGCCGAUGCGCCCCUUGUCGGACCUGGUGACUGAGGACGAGGUGGAGGGGGAAUGCCUCGACCUGUGUCUCCAACACCUCUACAAAUAUAACUGUCCAUGCUCCCUGGCUGCAGCCCUGGCCAGAGCCACAGCAGACAGCCUCCUGCAGACUGACCUCACCAUCCACCACCUCAAUAAGACUGUCGAAGAUGGAGCUGACCCAUUACCACAGAUGGAGUCCGUGAAGCUGGCCCGGUUGGUGUUUAAUAGACUGUUUGAGAUGUGCUGCCUCUGGAUGAAGGAGCUGCCCUUUCGCCGUCGGCCACAGCCGUACUACGAAACUUCCAUCCACGCCAUCAAGAACAUGAGGCGCAAGAUGGAGGACAAGCACGUCAUCAUCCCCGACUUCAACACACUCUUCAAUGUUCAGGAUCAGGAAGAGCAGGCGUACUUUGCCGUGUUUGACGGUCAUGGCGGCGUGGACGCUGCCAUUUAUGCUGCCAACCACCUCCACGUCAACUUAGUUCACCAGGAAUCAUUCAACCAGGACCCAAGCGAGGCGCUCUGCAAAGCCUUCAAAGUCACUGAUGAGGGCUUCGUGAAGAAGGCAAAACGGGAGCACCUGCGGUGUGGCACGACAGGCGUGGUGACGUUCCUGCGGGGUCGGACAUUGUACGUGGCCUGGCUGGGAGACUCCCAGGUGAUUCUGGUCAGGAGAGGACAGGUUGUGGAGCUGAUGAAGCCACAUAAACCAGACAGAGAGGAUGAGAAGCAGAGGAUCGAGGCCCUGGGAGGCUGUGUGAUCUGGUUUGGCACAUGGAGGGUUAAUGGCAGUUUGUCUGUAUCCAGAGCAAUAGGUGACUCAGAGCAUAAGCCCUACAUCUGUGGCGAUGCAGACCAUGCAGUCUUCCCAUUGGACGGAACAGAAGACUACCUGAUUCUGGCCUGUGAUGGCUUCUGGGACACAGUAGGUCCGGAUGAGGCAGUGCGAGUUGUUAGCGACCACCUCCAGGAGAACACUGGAGACACCACCAUGGUAGCCCACAAGCUGGUGGCCUCAGCCCGUGACGCGGGCUCUAGUGAUAAUAUCACUGUCAUAGUCGUCUUCUUGCGGGACCCACGCUCCCCACCGCCCAACAGCACAGAGGAGGACGAGGAGGGUGUGGUGGAGGGAGAGGUUGAGGAAGAGGAGGUAGCGGAGGUGGAGGAGGAAGAGGAACAGCAAGAAGAGGAGGACGAGGAGGAAGAUGAGUCAGUCAGGGUAGAGCGAGAUGGUGGCGAGGGAGGCAGCACUGCGGACAUAGGGGGUAAGAGUCGUGGAGGCUGGCCCCUGCAACAGUGCUCAGCCCCCGCUGAUCUCAGCUACGAAGACCGAACGGACUCAUUGACGGACAGAACUAGCCUCAGCCUACUGGGGCCUUCGCUGGAGGGGCGUAUCUCUCUGACCCAGGGCUCAUGGCUGCCCCGCUCCGACUUUGGCCCUGACCUCUUCACAACCUCCCACAUUUAUCGAGAAGAACGCCGUCUGAGGCGCAGGUCCCAUAUCCCCUUUCAGGAGCCCAGCAUCUCUAGCUUCACGGACCCACUGUGGCCCCAGACAGCCAUGCUGUUAGGCCAGGCAGUGAGCCGAAGCCGCAGGCUUGGUUAUGGUAGUCGCCGGUGGAGCCGAAGGUGGCCGGGCACAUCCAAGCAGCUGCUAGGCCUGAUGCCCUCUGGCCACUUGUUGCCACACAUGGAGAGCCACUCCAACCGGAGGCCUGGAGUGGCAGUGCCUCAUCUGCCCCAUGAUACGACCAUCUGAAGAGAUGACCCAAACCAAACCACCCCCUGCAUUUAUUCAGUCCUGCUCCCUGCCCCUAAACACAACCACCAACCUACCCACCCAUCUUUGCCUUCAACAACAUGUCUUUCUUUGAUAGUAGGUAGUCGUGGCUCCUGCAGUCGUUGCGUGAUUAUUGAAUCUCUGUCGGAGGAGUGGUGCUCUCUGUCCUAAGCCGAAAUGUUUCCACAUGUAAGCUGGCCCAGUAAACACAAGCCCUGCUCCUUAAUUCUGUAGGUAAAGCUCAAAACUGUAUCCUCUACAUAGCGACCAUUGAUCAGUCAACAUGCAGCCAGAGCUGAAAAUACAGGUUGAUAAGAUAUGGUCAGACUGAAUGUGAAAUGGAUCUUAGGGAUAACGAGGGAGAGGGUUUCAGGUCAAUUUUAAAAUCAGUGUGUCAAUAGCUUGCACUUUGUCUGCUUUGGACUACAAAAAGCUCCUCAGUGGGGUUGACUUGCAUUCAGUCUAAACACUUGUUUAAGUUAAAUUCAUAUGCUUUGCCGCUCAACACUCUCAACAGUGUCUUGAGACAAAAAUGAUGUGUUUUGGACAGGAAAUAACAGCAAUGUAGGUGUAAAGUCUUCAUUACGGAAGAGAGAAAAAUUUACACUACUUGGCCAAAAGCAGUGGCCAUCCUGUUACUUCCCAGAUAAUAUAUAAACCCCUGUCAAGUAAUAUUUGUAAGGAUUAUAUUAGCCAAACAAAUUGUCAUGCCAAUUAAUCAGGUCAUGUUCUAGUUGAACAAAGUUGAACUGGUUCUACAAAGUUCAAAAGUUCAUUUUUAGUGUCACGGUAGCAUUAAGAUUCCACUUCAUCUGAACUAAAGGGCCCAGACAAAACCUUGAAAAACAUUACCUCCACUAACAUUUUUCUACAUACAUGCUAAGUGAAAGAGGUUGACUCAGCCUCAUCAUUUUCUUUCCAUUUCUUAAAUACUGUGUGUAGAUGCAGGUUCAGGUGACAUAUCAUCUUUUGUCUCGCUGUCGAGGACGUUGAGCAACCGAGCGUUAGAUCAAGCUUUAAUGGCCUAGCUUGAGCCUUUGUCCCCCUCAGCAAUCCUUUCGGUGGCAGAUGAAUAAAGUUCACAGCGGAGGCAGGAACAAUUGUCGCUCCAGGUCUCUGGGACUGAAGGCACAUGCUGUUCUUCCCCCUCCCAUACAGUCAGUGACCCAGCCAUUAUACAGCCACAAUUUGUCUCCAGAUAAAAGCACUUAACACUGGAUUAUAAAAGAUUAGCAGUCACUUACCUGAAUAAAUACUUCAUGUAGUCCGGUAUUCCAGAUGGGGAGAUACUCCUGGGAUAACGCUGUUUUUUUUUUUGUUUUGUUUUGUUUGGGGGGUGAUUUAAACAAUGUAUUUAUUUUUUGUUGGGUUGUAGUUGUUGGUGGGCCACAUAGCUAUUGAUGUGUUUUCUCUUGAAUCCCAUUGAACAGAAGUAUUUUCCAGCUCGCUUGAUAAGUGCAAACCAUUUAAUGUCGGGCCAGGAUAGUUGAAAGCUGCAGAACACGUGCCUUCCAUGUGUGUAUUACAUUAAUUAUUUACUAAGUUCAUGUGGUGAUAUCACCAUUAAGAAACCAGUCUGACUUUUACUUUCAGUCGGGUCAUAUGGAGUGCUGCAGGGAUGAUGUAUUUUUGGAGGCUAACACGGAAGUUAGCACCACCCUGGUUCCCUUGACAAAAAGGCUAUGGGAUUUUUAAAUUUGGUUUUGGAUUAUUGCCGAAACACAUUUUUUUCAGCAUGAUAAUAAUAGCUUUCAGAUAUCUGAAGCGUAAAUAUGAUUGCCUGCAGAAGAAAAAAGCUAACACCAUUUAGGCACUUGUAAGAAACAGACAUGUAAAUGUUUUAAAACUCAAAUGUGGGGUAUUAACUUUUGUAUUUUAUGUCAUAGAUCAAAUCGUUCAAAUUUAUCUUAAGCUUGUGUCAACCACAGACCUUAUUUCAGGCAGUCAACCCGAAACCCAUCAAAAAAAACAAAAAAACAAAAAAAACAGACUUCCAGAUGAGGGUACCAGAAGUGUAAAAAUGCCUACCUUUUUCCCUGCAGCACUCUCUUGUGACAUAUUAUGUGCCACUAUAAAGCAAUAGUUCGACAUUUUCUCAAGUUUCUUUGCUUUACGGAGAGUUGAUGAUAAGAUUAAUACCACCAUCAUGUCUGUAAACUGUAAAAUGAAGCUAUAGCCAGCAACCGAUAAGCCUAGCGUAGCAUAAAGACUGGAGCGGGGGGUUAGGGGCAGCUAGCUUGGCUCUGUCCAAAGUUAAAACAGUUUAGCUUUGGACUUUGUCAUACAGCAGGUUGUUUUUGGCGAGUAAGACUUGCAGGAGGCUGCUAGUUUAGUUCUGUCCAAAAGUAAAAAGGGAAAAAAAUCUGCCAACAGUUUAGGGUUAGUACUUUACUGGUUGGCUUUGGAUUUAACAAACAAAAUAUACUGUGUUCAUUAUGACCUUUAUGCUAAGUUAAGCUUAGCUAAGGUAACUGGCUGAAGACAGUACAUUAGCUUCAUAUUCAUCAUACAGACAUGAGAGUGUUACAAAACUUUUCAUGAAGAAAGCGAGUUUUUGAUUUAUAGUCCUUCAGAUAACAUGAUGAAGAGAAUCUGCACAUUUGUGUGCCUCAGUAGCUUGAGGUAAGAUAGUUUCCGAUCUUUGAAUAAAGUCUGAUGAUAACAGCCCCUCUGCAACAUUAUAGUCUUCAUUACCAACAGCUACGCUGAUAGCUCCCACUGCCGGUGUAAUGCACUGAGGCUGGCUCCCAUGGCCCCAUAACACCUUCAUAAUUGGAUCUUUUCUCUGAUCUGAUCUAGAUUUCUCAAUGGAGUGACCCCUCUCUGCUGCUGACAGUGCUGCACUUUAGUUAUGUUAGCAAGUCAUAUGAAUGUUCAAACUCCAUCUACAUUCAUUGUUUUCAUAUAUCUAACACCAAAUAUGGUAGGUAGUCAAUUCUGUAGUUCCUAAUUAAUGAUAAUUCAUAAUUGUAAUUAACAAACGACUAUUUAAUCAUUAAAUAUUAAUCCUGCUUAUAUAUACAAGAAAAUACAUUAGCACCCAGUUAACUUGAUGGGACCAUAAUGUGGAAAGACUGUGCUUCAAAACUGUGCAACUUUCUUUCAAAUACACUUGUAUCUAACCAAACUUGCUGAUUGUGAACUAACCAUAUCAAACAAUAUGAAAUCAUAGGUUUGCCCUGACUCACAUUACCCCCAAAAGUCAAACAUCUUUCAUUUAACCUUUUAAAAUAGUAAAGAAUUACCCUAUCAACACACUUGAACUACUUUGGUUGCCUCUUUCUGCUACAUAUUUAAUUUGCCUUGGCACUAAAUGACUGUUAUCUAAGCCCCGCCCCACUCAGUUUUGCUGUUUGUACACAGUUUUUCAUUCAAUUCAAUAAUCAUUCAAUAAUUUCGUUCUGACGUGACCCAGCCUGGCUGCUUAACUUAGCUAGCUUGAUCAGAAAUUUUCAUGUCAGGUUUUAUGUUGCAAAGGAAAAGGAUUAAGGAUGAGGACAAACUGAUAAAACUGGUUUAGGUUAAAAGAAAAGAAAAAGUGGAGACCUUGAUGUAAAUCAGAGCAUGAUAUUAGCAGCUAACAUUAAAUUUAGCAGCUGACGUUAAACUUAUCAUUAGCAGCUAACAUUGAUCUUAAUGUUAGCAGCUGUAUCGGAUGCUAGAAGUACUAGCUCCCACACAGUAGCUUUACGGUAGAUGACCCUUUCUUGAAUGGUACCUUUUCUAACUAACCUGUGCCCCUACAAAAUAACGCAGAUAGCUCAUGGUUGGCUUUGGAAGUAAAGCUGCAUCAGCGGUAUUAUCAAAGAUAGUAGGCUGAUUUGCUAGUUAGAGCACACACAUGCAAAUUACAAUAGAUUCAUAACACUUUGGAAAGACUAUAAAACAAAACAAAACCAACCAUACGCCAAGUGUCACUCUUAUUACAGCCACAUGGACCGUGAUUUGAUGGCCAUGUGGCUGUUGGGGUUGGGGUUUAACUAAUAGUUAUUUGGAUACAUCAGUUAUCAUUACCUAACAAUCCCAACAUCAUUCCCCAUUGUUUAGUCAAUGCAGUGAAUUUAAAAAUGUCAGGAUGUUAGAGAAACAAUCUACAGAAUUUGGUUCUUUACGCUCUUCCUGGUUCAGUCACUGGCUGAUGAAAACCGAUGAUUCAUCAGACAAUAUCUUCAACACCGAGGGCCAUGACCCCCCCAUUUUUGGUCUUUUUUUUUUUUCUUUUGGUAGAUGGGGACUCACGUUUAAUUGAGUGCUCCAUUUUUUAAUUUCACUCUCCUUACGCCAUCCCGUGGACUGACUAGUGAAGAGUAUCAGACUGUCAGUGGAGCAGAAUGUACCUCCAAGAACGUCCUCAGAGACUCGAAGUGAAGUGGGUCAACAUGAGGUGCUGUUUCUUUGGGAGAUUCUUCUUUCUGGGGGCUAUCUAUCUAUCUAUCUAUCUAUCUAUCUAUCUAUCUAUCUAUCUAUCUAUCUAUCUAUCUAUCUAUCUAUCUAUCUAUCUAUCUAUCUAUCUAUCUAUCUAUCUAUCUAUCUAUCUAUCUAUCAGGAAUGUAGUGUCGAGACACUCAACAAACUGAAGCCACUGGAUCCCUUUGUGGAAGUAUCACUACAGUCUCCAGAAACGUUCGUCGAUCCCCAAACAAGAUGGGUGAAGAAACGGAAAAAUGAUGGAAAUCACGUUCAUUUUAAAAAUUCACUAAGGCACAGAUGCGUGUGUAUAGUAUAAGUACUAAUUGUGAGUUGAGUAAGUGCUGGAGGUGUGUACAUACAAUAAUUCUGUCUUGUAAAUCAGUGGUUUUAAUCCAUGCUUCACGAGGCCCCGCUGUUCGGUUACUGUCCCAAAUCUCCCACCACCAGACGAAGGUGGAGGUCAGGAUGUGGUGUUACUGAAGUGCUUGAGAGCCAACACUUGAUAAUCCCUGCCUCUGCCUUCAAAAGCCACCAAAGUAUAAAGGUGUUGAACCAGUCUGGCUGUCACUGGAGAGUUGUCGUGUCCUAUCAUGGCCUAGUUGCUGUUUCACUCUGCUUUCUAACCCUGACAAGAAUACAAAUCCAGGGAAAACGUACAUUAAGAUCUUAAUUAUCGGCUUAAAAUACUUUAUCUCCAAUCUGCAGCUUGGAUAUAAAAUGUUUAUCAGUGCCAGCCUUAAAAAACAUAUCUUGCCAAUCAGAUUAUAUCAGUGGUUCAUAGGUUUUCAUUCCAAUUCUGCAGGUGUUAGAUGAUUAGCAUGGUGUUGAUUAAAGGUGAGGAACACCUGAGUGAACUGAGCUGCUGUGGUGUUUCGGUAAAACGGUGUUUGGACCUCACUUAGAGCCACUGUGUUGUGUACCUCUUAGAUAACAGAUUUGAUCUUUUACAGGGUCACACAGGGCAGUAAACUCAGGACUGCAACAGUGAGACAGAUUCUCUCAGGGUCUUGUUAUAAUGACAAAGUUUUUUCAGUCGAAAUAAAAAAAACAUCUUUAGACCUUAAUCCCUGUAGAUCUUUUCCCAUGGCGCGGUGGUGCUCACACGCUCGUAAUGACAAUGCUGAAGUUAAGCAGACACAUAAUGUUUACCAUUGUCACCCUCUUUGCCCCUUUUUCAAGGCACCAACGCUGGACCAUUGUUUGUUUAUUUAUUUAUUUAUUUAUUUAUUUAUUUAACCUUUAGCAGUAACUGAGCCAAACUGAUAUACGUGUAAAAUAAGAUGAGCUGGCUGGACUGGAGCCACUGACACUGUGGUGUUAUUCGACAGGUAAUAACGCGUCUUUGUAUGGCACUAUUGUGCCUUUAGGUUAACGCACAAACAUAUUAACAUUUGCUAACAAGGAUGAAACAUUAGGUAGAGUUGAGGCUGGUCGGAAUGUCAUUAGUUAUGGGCAAUUUCUGACCCGAUGACGUUGGUACAAGUCAUCUUUAGAAAUCCGAAACUUGACUCAAACCCACGCUAAAGGAAAAAAAAUUAGGGGGUCCCCAAAGUGACUCAUCCUGUAUUGGAGAUGAUGUAGUUGGGACCAGAGUGUUGGACCAACCGACAUGGGACUAACCCGUCUCCAGAGCCUACUGCUUUGGGAACACUGAACACAACCUUUCUCAGUCAGUUUUGUUUUGUCUUACAACGAGAUGCUUCGUCGUUAUAACAAGAUCUUUUCUGUGUGUCUCUGUUCAGACUGUAGCAUGGUGUACUUGUGGCCACGCCUCAGAGCAGCUGUGCAGUGCAGCAGUAGUUGUCUUUCUCCUGUGAUGUUGAUUGAAACUGUUUUUAAAAAAAAAAAAAAAUCACUGGUGUAGUUUCACUGCAGGUGUUGAGUGUUUUGAUGCGCAGCUCGGCACACUUUGGAGGGAGAGACGUAUCACAACUGCAUUCAGUGACGACGAUCAAUUGGUUGCGUUCACCAGAACCCUAUGAAUCAUACAGUGUUACUCACCAUACUGCAGAUUAAGUUAUCACUGUAUGAGCAAUAAGAACAUUUACCAUGAUUCCUUGUGGUAAAUCCUCUACUUAUGUUCGAGAAGCCCACACUUCCUCCCCACUCGUGCUCUGCUUGCACUAAAGGUUCCUCUGAGUCGGAUGUUUCCCUCCUCUAACGAUGAAAGCAAGCAGAAGUUCAGCUCUGCUCUCCCAUAAUCACUGUCUAAUGAUAGGGCCCUCCAUGAAUCAGCACUGUGUGUCUAUGUACACAAAAAAAAGCUUUUUCUUUUUCUCUGUAAGCAAUAAUGACGUUGCAUUAAAAGGCUCUCUGAGGGUUUGUCUUCUGCUGAAGGGUGCAACAAAAUAGUAGUUCUGUCAGCCAUACUUGAAAGGUCACGGAGCAUAAACGCUGAGUUCCUGAAGUCAAUUUCUCAUUCAUUUUUCCCCUUAGAGAAUAGGAUUAUGAGUCAUAAUUUGCUGCCUCACUUAACACACUCCUACACCUCCUGUAAGACGUCCGCAGCCGGCUAGUUUUGAGUUCAAGUGCUUAAGUUAAAUGAGAUGCAUGUCCAUGGAAAAAUGACUGUGAAGUUUUCUUCUUUAAAAAAAAAAAAAAAAAAGUUGAUAAAGGAGGCAGGACAUUUCUGUUGUAUAGGCAUUCCUCAGCAGUUUGCGUACAGUUGAAUGGGGGGGGAGGGUAAGAUCUUUGAGGGCUGUGAUUGGUCCAUAACCAGCAGCCCUGUACUUCUUGUCCUCCAGGCUUGAAGACAAACCCCAUGAUUGGCUCUUCUUCAACAUGCAGGUUAGGUUAAAAAAAUGAUAAAAAAAACAGUAAAACACAUGUUGAGUACCUGUAUUAUCUAUGUUCCUGUAGUAUAUAAAUAUGUGUAUUGUAACUGGUGACUAAUUAUCAUGUAUAUAAAGAUUAGAUCAAGUA
This is a messenger RNA of Acanthopagrus latus (yellowfin seabream), 10125 nucleotides long. RefSeq names its product protein phosphatase, Mg2+/Mn2+ dependent, 1E (gene ppm1e). The record is from RefSeq and is a predicted model, not a curated record. Gene Ontology annotation, molecular function: protein serine/threonine phosphatase activity; cation binding. The transcript has 7 exons. Lineage: Eukaryota; Metazoa; Chordata; Actinopteri; Spariformes; Sparidae. Gene Ontology annotation, biological process: negative regulation of protein kinase activity; protein dephosphorylation. Bases 895 to 2772 code for a protein of 625 amino acids.